AAUAUGACCAAUUUUGAGUGGAUUUUUUAAGAUUUUUUUAUAUUUUUUUAAUAGUUGGCAAUCCUCUUUAUGCGCCUAUAAAUAGUGACCACCAUAUCAUAUCUUAGCAUUACAUAUAAAUAAUCUAUUUAAUUAAAUUUCUCUUAGAAUAUCAAAUUUAAUCUGAAAAAUGUCAGGAAUAAUUGAGAAAAUUGGGGAGACUCUCCACAUUGGAGGUCACCAUGGAGAUAAGAAAGAUGAGCACAAGAAAGAUGAACAUAAGAAAGAUGAUCAUCAUAAAGAAGGUGGAUCAUCAUUGAUCUCUAAGAUUGUGGGCCAUGAUGAUGCUAGUCAUGCUGAUCAUAAACAUGAUGAUGGUCAUAAACAUGAUGGUCAUGGAGAUCAUAAGCAUGAUGGUCAUGGGGAUCAUAAGCAUGAUGAUUCUGACAAAAAGAAGAAAAAGAAGGAUAAGAAGAAGAAAGAGCAUGGUCAUGACCAUGAUGGUAGUAGCAGCAGCAGCGACAGCGAUUAGAUCUGCUUAUUUACAAGGGUGCAGGCGAGUAUGUAGUAUGAGUUAAUGAGGGACAAUAAUUGAAAUGAGCUUUGAUAUUUGGUUGUAUAACCACCACUAGAUUUCUCCACAAUUAUAUGUGCUUAAUUUUUUUUCCCCUUUUUUUUUUCCUUUAUUUAAUCCCUCAUAAAAGCUUGUUCCUUCUUUUAUUGUAAGAUAAGACUAUGGCUUGUUCAAUUGAUUGUUGUUGUGUGUUGUGUA
Molecule: messenger RNA, 751 nt
Organism: Amaranthus tricolor (Joseph's coat)
Lineage: Eukaryota; Viridiplantae; Streptophyta; Magnoliopsida; Caryophyllales; Amaranthaceae
Product: protein SRC1
Exons: 2
Coding region: 170-511 (113 amino acids)
Source: RefSeq, a predicted model, not a curated record